Linderina pennispora is the source of this 1477-nucleotide messenger RNA. RefSeq lists its product as uncharacterized. The transcript has a single exon. Bases 53 to 1477 code for a protein of 474 amino acids. NCBI's taxonomy places the organism in Eukaryota, Fungi, Kickxellomycota, Kickxellomycetes, Kickxellales, Kickxellaceae. Gene Ontology annotation, molecular function: acyltransferase activity, transferring groups other than amino-acyl groups. The record is from RefSeq and is a predicted model, not a curated record.
CGAUUUGUCAAAGAUUUCGGCAUACUCCAUUACACCUCUUUCUCCAUUAAAAAUGACUGUGGAUGAAUUUACUGGCUCGGUGGUCUCGCAGGAUAUCCACGUAAAUGUAAUGGAUAUAACAGUGACCUGCUACAACACGCAGCUCAUCAGCUUCUACGAAAACAGUGCUGGUGAUACCGACUUUAUGGACAGCACCAAGCUGGAGAAGGGAUUUUAUCGGGCGUUAUCUGCGCUACCAGUUUACGCCGGAGAAUAUCGAGUCUGCGAGAGGGAGGGCGUUAAGCUGGUCGUCGACAAGAACAACCUGAAUAUGCCGGGGUAUUUAGAGUCGACGUCAGAUAUUCCGUUUGGCAGCAUCAAGGCAUCCAACUACAACCCAAAGAGCUGGCCGCCAGGACUCAUGUCUGACAGGGCCAUACCCCUACCUGACGCAAAGACGGGGAAAACCAAAAUGCUCAGCGUUCAUAUCGUUCGAUUCAGGGACAACUCAGGCGUUGCUUUAUUUGUUAGUGGUUGCCACGGUGUUGCAGACGGCGAGGGCUUCUACAGGUUCAUCCAACGUUGGGCUGACGAAACGCGUGUGCUUGUCGAUGGUGCACCUGCUCCCACAGAGGGGUUCCACUUCGAUCGGGCCAUUCUCCUUGACAGCCCCGACUCGGUUCAAAAGGCUCUGGAUCCAAACAGAGUAGCAUACCUUCAGUCGGUGCUCUCAAUCCCGCGCAACCAGGCAGUUUAUGACAAGAUUGUAGCAGACAGAAAUGAAGGAAACCUGUACCGGGUUGACAGAGAUAUACUUGAUAACCUACGCAAGGAGGUACUCAGGUCUGCUCCAGACGGCACGCGGCUCUCAACCAACGAUGUGCUCGCUGCACUGAUAUCAAAGACAUUGGCACAGGCAACCAAGGAUGUCCUUAACCUUGGAGAAAACCAAGUGCCAGCCCCUAUUGAGAGGUCUGAUGCUGUCCAUCUCCAGAAAAUAUCGAUUCCUUACAACGUACGCCCCCUGUAUGGAGCACCGGCUGUAAACUACGUAGGGAAUGCUCUGAUUUUGCCAUCGUUCGCCCAUCCAUUAGAAAGCGGUGCUUCCGAGACCACAUCCGAAUCAAUAGCCGAUGUUGCGGUCAAAAUUCGCAACGCCGUGAACUCUGUUCAAAAGAACUAUGCAACAGAGUACUAUAGCACACUUGAGCGUAGUCCGACAUCGUUCGCCCUCCCUCUGUCUCCAGCCGAUACAGCAGUCAAGAGUGCAAUAGUCGUCACUAGCCAUGUCAGGUUCAAGAUAUACAGCGCCGAUUUCGGCUAUGGUAUCCCGGAUUUCGCGACUCCCCGACCGUAUCUGGCGAAGGUCGGGGUGAAGAUACAGCCUGUGCGCCCACCGAGCAGGGAUUUUUAUGUGUCUUUUGUUGACACUCCCGCCAUGAUUCGCAGUAUUCGCAAGAACAGGUUCUGGAGCAGUGUUGCUGAAGUGGUUUUCUAA